CCGCCUGUCCCGUGUGGUGCUCGUUGCCAUGGUGAUCGCGGCCACUGGACCCUCCGGACUAGGCAGCGUCAGGAGCCUCUGCAGCCGCCGCAGGUGAGUCAGCCGCCCCUUCGGACACACCCUCUCCCGCCCGCGUGAUCCCCCGCCCACCUCCCACUGCAUAACCUGAAAGCGGCCUGGGCCCCGGGCCUCCUCGUUUCCUGACCGCACACCCCGGGCCCCCAGUGCUGGUCUGGGGAGAGAUGGUCCGAUGCGGAGGACCACAGGCCUCUCUCUCGGUCAAGGCCACCCAGUGCGGAGGGGGCGGGAGGGAGAAGGAGCCGGGGCUGUGGAAUAGGCUGAGGGGCCCGGUGCCAGCUGUGGUGGUUCUGGGAAAGGCCUGUGGGCUGAACCCUGAGGGCCCUGCAUACCCAGAGCCUUCAUCCCUUAAGGGGCAGGAGCGGGGGACCCCUCCCCACUCUACUUCCUCUACCCGGGCUGUGUGCACAGCCUGGCGACUGUGCUCCUUCACUCAGCGCAGAGCUGAGCUCAGGGAGGCGCCACUCCUGGUGGACAUCAGUCAGGAGACUCAGGUCUCCUCGACUCCAAGGCCUGGUGGCAGGCCUGGUACCCGCCCCCGUGCCCCAACACACACUGCCUGCAGAUUGGAGAGAUGACCCCUGGCAUCCUGACAUUCCUGACAGAGAAGGAGGCUUGGACCUGUUUUCAAAGCUACUGCAACGUUAGGUAUCAACUUUGGGGGAGUCCCCAGGGAUUUCACAGUUCCCUAACUCUCUUCCCCCUUUUGGGGCCACAGGACUCCCAGGAAGAAUGAGGUCCUCUGUGAUGCCUUUGGGGCCCACGGUGAGCCGGGACCGCGUCAUCACCAGCUUUCCUAAGGUAGGGAGGCGUUAGGCCAGCCCUUGAUAUGUGCACUGCUCUCCGGACACCACGCCCUCAUCCAGCUUUCCCCACCUCACUCACCACUGGAAACAAAGCAGGUGAAUCGGGGAGGUCAGUGCCUCUCUGACAGACCCCAGGGACUCAGCAGACUUCUUGAGAAGCUUGGCGUUGACUUGCCCAAGGUGGGCCAGCAAGUGAAAGGUGACACCAGGAGGCAGUGUGGCAUGGAUGUUAAGGGCACAGACUUUGCAGUCAGACUGUCCUGGGUGUGAGUCCUGCAUGUCAUUAAGCUGUGUGACCGCGGGCAAGUUACUCAACCUCUCAGAGCCACUGGUACAGAAGGAUAAUUCCUCUCAUAUUGGGUGUCUGGCUCAUGGUAAAAGGGAGCUCCCUUGCCCAAGUGUGGUCACUGUUUUUCUCAUUUUAAUUAUGACAUUAUCAAACAGCACUCCAGUUUCCUGACACCAAAUCCGAAGUUCUCACCCCUUACCAUUCUGCCUUCUGUCCUUGCUGGAAACUCACAGCUCUCUUCCAUCUAUAUUAAAAUCCAUUAUUAAUCACAGCAGGGGAUGCAAAUCUGCACAGCCUCCCAAGGGAGCAGUGGGAUAAUGUCUCCCAGCACUGCAGAUGCUCAGGGCCAGGCACUGCAGCAAUUUGUAAAGUAGAAGGUCAGACACAACAUAAUGUCCUCGAGAGGGGGCCACGUAGACAGCAAAAUGCUGCUUCUUGACACAGACUCGGGGAGGCAUGAGCGCCUCUCAGGGGCUGAUGCACAAUGAGAGCCAAAGUAAGUUGUUGAGCACCAUGUGUGAGAAAAGGAGCAGAAAUGCAUGUGUUUGCUUCUAUGUGCAGGGUAUCUGGAAGGAUGCUUAAGAUCCUGCCAUCAAUGGUUGGUGCUGUGGGGAGAAAUCCUCUCUUUUGAGUCUUGGAAUCUGUGCCCAGGCCGGUGGGGGAAGGAGGGUAGGCUCUGGGUAUUUGGGGUCCGCAGUCAUUCCUCCUCCCCCUCUCCUGCCUUCCCCCCAACCCCGAGUUCUGUCUCCAACAUGCACAGAUAAAGCCUCGGUGCUUUAGACCCGUGGACAGUGCCCCCAGGACUUUCCAUCUCAUCAGAGGCCCAGGCAGCUGCUUCUCUACUGAACUUGACAGUGGUGACUAGGGAUGACGGGGACUGGGGUUAAAAAGCCAAAAGAAGGGAAGCGUGAUCGGCACAAAACAGUCCAGGUCUCAUGGGAUGAAGGACCCCAAUUACAAAGUGAGAUGAGGCUCAGAGAGGUAGGGAGGACUGCCUGAGGUCACACAGCUGGGCGUGGGGGAGCCCAGACUUGACCCAACCGUGGCCGACUCCAGAGCUCUGACGUUUCCCCACCUUGGGAGGCAGGCUAGGGCAUCCCUGCUUCCACAGAAGGUAAGAUUCUCCGCCAACUGCCUGUGGCCAAGUUCAUCCCACACUCCAGGGCCACAGCACUUCAGACCCAAGCAAUUCGUGGUCAGAUGGGGCCAGUCCUUCCUUCACCCCAUGGGCCUCGGUUUUCCUCUGUGCGCUUCCUGCCAGCCUUCCCUAGCACACUUCUCCAAUCUGUCCCAAGUCCUGGGACCCCUCUACUGACCGCCGUGUCUUGGCCAGCCCCCAGCUUGACACUGACACGGAAGUGGACGGAAAAGCAGCCAGCUUUCCCGAGAGGUGGCCCACCUUCGCAUGGCCGGGGUCCCUGGGCUGAGCGCUCGUCUGCACUGCCCACUUGCUCCUCCAGUGAGCAGACCAAGAGGUGCCGUGAGGGGUGUCCCCACCUUACAGAUGAGGACAUGGGCGCUGUGAGGUCCCGCCCUCACCCCUGGCCGAGCUCCUUCACCGUCCCUGCUGCCUUGGUCUCACAGAGCCGAGAGGGCAGGUGGACCAGGGCAGAGCCGCAGGGGCCCUGAAGGACAGAGGGGUGGCCCAGGGAGCACAGCAGAGCACAGCAGCCGUCUCCAGCUCGGCCUCCUCCCACAUCCUGGCCAUGCCCCACACUUAGCCUUGGCCAAUCUGACUGCAAAGCGUAAUGGUCACCUUUCAUUUGUUUAACAUCAUUUUUUCUAAUUAUAGAACAAACCUGCAUUGGAUGUGUCAUGGCGUCUUUGCUGAUCACUUAGUAUGUAUGUGCCAGACCAGCUCUGCGCUGGUGGCUUCACAAAUGUAACCUCGUUUUAUGCCCCCAAGUCCCUGAGAUUUUCUAGAUGCAGAAAUUGAAGUGCGGAGACAUGAGGCAACUACCCAGGGUCACACAGCAGCUGAGGGUGGACACAGGGGCCCUGCUCUUAGACCACUACCCAGUUCUGCCUUCUGAACAAUAUGGAAGAUGAAAGUGUCUUCCAGGACAUUUUCCAUGCACAGCUAUGCAUAUUUUUAAAACAAAAAUGGCAUCAGAGAUCCAUAGAAGGGGUAGGAGGAUCUUGCCACUAAAAGGGCCCUUACAGCCCACCCCUCCUCUCAUUGGAAGAGGCCCAGAGGGGACAGAGGGUUGAUACGCCCGCAGCAAGGGCACAGCUGCCCCCAGCGGGACACAGCUCUCUGGAUCCCCGCCUGGGCUCCCUGGUGUGUCCUGGUCCCACUGCUCCUCCUCGGGGCUCACAAGGCCCUGGAGCCUUGGGAGUCGCUGACAAGGUAGAGGACGGAUGUGACCGAGGCUCAGGAAGGAACCUGCUGCCCACUUGGCGAGCUUUGCAGGGUGAUGUGCCCACCUGUCUGUCUGUCUGUCUUGUUUCCAGUGGUACACGCCCGCCGCCUGCCUGCAGCUCCGGGAGCACUUUCACGGGCAGGUCAGCGCCGCCUGCCAACACAGGAAUACGGGGACCGUCGGGUGGUUGUGGUCGGCGACCUCUACGUGGGCAAGACCAGCCUCAUCCACAGCCUCUCUCCACACGGAGUUCCCGCUGGCAGCUCCGUCGCCCGUGGCCUGUCUCUGCGGCCCGUCUCCAUGGCCGUCACCGCCUGGUCUUCCCUGAGGGCGGGCUCUGAUGGCUUCCUCGGCCCCCACAGGUUCUGCAAGAAUGUUUUUGACCGCGACUACAAGGCCACCAUCGGGGUGGACUUUGAGAUGGAGCGCUUUGAGGUCGCCGGGAUCCCCUUCAGCCUCCAGAUCUGGGACACAGCAGGACAGGAGAAGUUCAAGUGCAUCGCGUCUGCCUACUACCGGGGUGCCCAGGUGAUCAUCACGGCCUUUGACCUCACUGACAUGCAGACCCUGGAGCACACCAGGCAAUGGCUGGAGGACGCGCUGAGGGAGAAUGAACCAGGCGCCUGCUUCCUGUUCCUUGUGGGGACCAAGAAGGACCUUCUGUCAGGGGCCGCGUGCGAGCAGGCGGAGGCAGAGGCCGUGCGCCUAGCCAACGAGAUGCAGGCCGAGUACUGGUCCGUGUCGGCCAAGACCGGGGAGAACGUGAAGGCGUUUUUCAGCCGUGUGGCCGCCCUGGCCUUCGAGCGCUCAGUGCUGCAGGACCUGGAGCGGAGGAGCAGUGCCCGGCCGCAGGUCGGCGACGGGGACAUCAUCCGUACGUGCAGGGAUGGAGGGACAUCCACCCGAGACCCAGGACAGCAAGAGGCCCUCCAGCCCAGGUUGCUGUUAGCUGAGCCUGCGUCAGAGGCCUCCACUGCCUGCAUGCGUGUGGGCAGUGCCUCCCGUGACCUGGAGGGUGACAUGGAACACCCACCGUGCUGAGCCCCAGGGCUCUGCCUCUUCUCUUUAGCGGGUCGGGAGCCAGGGAAGGCCCCCAGUGGCUCCCCAGGGCCCCAUGCUGCCCAGCUGGUGGGGGCACUGAGGCUGUCAUCUGGAAGGCCAGUUGCACUUACAGAGUCACUCGACAGCCCCCCGGCCCCGGGAGGCUCAGGACCACACGUGCCCCCAGGCCCACAGCGCUCGUCCUGGACACAGCAUCCCCUCAGGCCUCUUCCCCACUUUCCUGGGUCGGCCUCAGAAUCAUCCUCAUCUCGGUGGUCCAGACGAGCGGUACUUGCUGAAGUCAAGGCUCCCUGUCUGCUGCAACCCGGAUCGGGCAAGAGCACCCAGGUCUCCCCUCCCCAGCUCCCGCCCAGAGCGCCCAACCCUCUCCAUGCCCUCGUGUUGCUCCUCCUCAGGGGCUACUGAGCCCCCGCCCACCCCACUCUCCCCAACCCUGGGUGUGUGCCCCCCAGUCCUGCCCUCCGUGGCCAUAGGCAGGUGGCACGUCUGGCUCCCGCCUGUUUCUCAUAGAUGGUGAGCAUUUCGGGCAGCCAGGUGGUUAGCCGCCGGGAGACUAGGCGGCUUUUGUUCAUUCCCCCUUCACCACAUUUUUAGCUCUCCUCUUUUAUAGAUAGGAGAUACUUCUUUAUAUAAAUCACUCCUAAAGGAA
Molecule: messenger RNA, 5247 nt
Organism: Lagenorhynchus albirostris (white-beaked dolphin)
Lineage: Eukaryota; Metazoa; Chordata; Mammalia; Artiodactyla; Delphinidae
Gene: RAB36
Product: RAB36, member RAS oncogene family
Exons: 9
Coding region: 3591-4577 (328 amino acids)
Molecular function (GO): GTPase activity; GTP binding
Source: RefSeq, a predicted model, not a curated record